Teleopsis dalmanni is the source of this 1563-nucleotide messenger RNA. RefSeq names its product phenoloxidase-activating factor 2-like. The transcript has 3 exons. The record is from RefSeq and is a predicted model, not a curated record. NCBI's taxonomy places the organism in Eukaryota, Metazoa, Arthropoda, Insecta, Diptera, Diopsidae. Gene Ontology annotation, molecular function: serine-type endopeptidase activity. The coding region runs from base 186 to 1454 and encodes 422 amino acids. Gene Ontology annotation, biological process: proteolysis.
UGCGCGGUGAGCUACGCUGAUGGGAACUGAACAAUUGCUAUGUUAGUUGCCAAACAAGUAGUCAGUUCUUACGAGAUCGUCUUGCCAUUCGGACAAAAUUAAAUUCGAGUCAAGCUCUAAGCGUUCGUUGAGUUGUGGUACCGUGGUGCACAGUGUUUAAAAUAAUUAUAUGAUUCUUAAGAACUAUGGGUCAAGGAUUUAAAACAGAAUAUUUCAUUCUUAUACUGUAUGUUGCGGCAUGUUGUGCCCAACAAACGCCUAGUCCUGCUAUUCUUGAUGACAUUAUUAGGGGCAUAUUUAACACAUCUUCCGAUAAUAAUACGCCGCCACCUGUAAUAUCACCCGUACCACCUAAUGUAACUCCAACAGUACCUGUAAUAAAUCCAAUACCACCUGUUGAGAAGCCGACGCCUUCGCCAACCUUAUACAAAUCGUGUGGAGUUGACAGAGAAUGUGUACCACGUUUCCUUUGCAACGACAAUAAAAUAAUUGAAGAUGGUACCAAUAUUAUUGAUAUUCGGCUUUUAGGUGAAGAGUGCUCUUAUUUGGAAGUUUGUUGCGAAAUAUCUAACAAAACUACAGAGCCAAUAAUCAAACCGGUUCCACCAAUUCAACAUGAAGGGUGUGGAUUCCGCAAUCCUGAUGGAGUUGGCUACAGAAUAAUUGGUGACAAUGAUAAUGAAGCACAGUUUGGUGAAUUUCCUUGGAUGGUAGCGAUUUUACGUGAAGAAGAAGCUGCUGCUGAAAUUCUUAAUUUAUAUGAAUGUGGUGGUGCAUUGGUAGCACCAACGGUGGUUGUAACUGCUGCUCACUGCGUUCUAAACAGAAAAGCGGAAACAUUGAUAGUCCGUGCAGGUGAAUGGGACACACAACAACAAACAGAAAUUAUUCCUCAUCAGAAUCAGCGUGUAAAAGAGAUUAUAGUCCAUGAGAAUUAUAAGAAGGGGCCAUUACAUAACGAUAUUGCAAUACUGAUAACAGAAAGUCCUUUUGAAUGGGCGGAAAAUGUUAGACCUAUUUGUUUGCCCGAUUCAAACAUAAAUUUCGAUCAUUCACUUUGUUAUGCAACUGGCUGGGGAAAAGAUAAAUUUGGGCGAGAAGGACAAUAUCAAGUAAUUCUAAAGAAAAUAGAUUUACCUGUGGUGCCACAUAAGCAGUGUGAAGAUGUUUUAAAAACAACACGUCUUGGCAUGCAUUUUAAACUUGAUCAGAGUUUCAUUUGUGCCGGUGGUGUAAAAGGUAAAGAUACUUGCAAGGGUGAUGGUGGUUCUCCUUUAGUGUGCCCUGUACCAGGUGUUAAGAAUCGUUAUUAUCAUGCUGGAAUUGUUGCAUGGGGCAUCGGUUGCGGUGAAGACAAAAUACCAGGAGUUUAUGGUAAUAUUCCUUACCUAAGGCAAUGGAUUAAUGAGAAAUUAACAUCUAGAGGAAUUGAUUUUAGAUAUUUUACUCCUUAAACUGAAAUUAUGUGUGUGUAUUAAUGUUUGACAAGGAGUUCUUACAUAUUUUUUUUAAAGCUUUAAUAAAACUAUUAGUUGUUUUUAAUAUAUAUAAAAUAAUGGGAAA